CAGCCACAGCUGGUUCAUUUCUCUCCUCUUCAUCACUGUGGCUGCUACUGCAAGUUGUCCAUCCCCUCUCCAAUCAUAAUCCUGUCCAGCAGCGAAGCACCACACGUCCUCCCAACCAUUUGUCUGAUCCUUUUAUAAUCGUAAACGACCGGACCGGGCCAAGUAAUAUGUAUCCUUCUCAAUGCGUCCUCGUCAGUGAACCACACAUUUUCCAUGCGUUCUGAUCAUCAAUGGCGGCCUCCUCCGUCUCCAUACGCUUCCUGCCAUGCGUCCUCCUCCUCGUCGUCGUGGUCGUCUCCCUCGACGGCGGCUCGGCCGGCGACUUGGGUAACAAGGGUGACGGUGGGAUGAUGGAGCGGUUCCAGCGGUGGAAGGCAGAGUACAACAAGUCCUACGCGACGGCCGAGGAGGAGCGGCGCCGGUUCCAGGUGUACACGCGCAACGUGCGGUACAUCGAGGACACCAACGGCGAGGCCGAGGCGGCCGGCCUCACGUACGAGCUCGGCGAGACGGCCUACACCGACCUCACCAACCAGGAGUUCAUGGCCAUGUACACGGCGCAGCUGCCGCUGCCGCUGCCAGACGACGAGGACGACGUCGCGAUGAUCACCACGCGCGCGGGGCCGGUUGACGCCACCGGGGGCGCGGCGAGCCAGCUGCCGGUGUACGUGAACCUGUCCACCGGUGCGCCGGCGAGCGUGGACUGGCGGACCAGCGGCGCAGUGACGGCGGUGAAGAACCAAGGCCGAUGUGGGUCGUGCUGGGCCUUCUCGACGGUGGCGGUGGUGGAAGGGAUCCAGCAGAUCCGGACGGGGAAGCUGGUGUCCCUGUCGGAGCAGGAGCUGGUGGACUGCGACACGCUGGACCACGGCUGCGACGGCGGCAUCAGCUACCGCGCGCUGCAGUGGAUCACCUCCAACGGCGGCAUCACCACGCGGGACGACUACCCGUACACCGGCGAGACUGGCACGUGCGACCGCAGCAAGCUCUCCCACAACGCGGUCACCAUCGCUGGGUUCCGGCGCGUGGCGACCCGGAGCGAGGCGUCGCUGGCGAACGCGGUGGCAGGGCAGCCGGUGGCCGUGUCCAUCGAGGCCGGCGGCGACAACUUCCAGCACUACAAGAAAGGCGUGUACAACGGACCGUGCGGGACCAAGCUGAACCACGGCGUCACCGUCGUCGGGUACGGGCAGGAGCCGGCCGGCGCGGGCAGGUACUGGAUCGUGAAGAACUCGUGGGGCGAUGGGUGGGGCGACCAUGGCUACAUCAAGAUGAGGAAGGACGUCGCCGGCAAGCCGGAGGGGCUCUGCGGCAUCGCCAUCCGCCCUUCCUACCCACUCAUGUGACAUGAACAUUGAUCUUUUUCCUUCUUCUUUAGUCAACUUACGAUCGAGUCAACAAAAUUGUAUCGUUUUUUGCAUGGAAAAAAAUUGUAUCUUUGUUGCUGUUACGUGUAAAUUUAAACUUACUCUUGUGUGAAA
Messenger RNA from Phragmites australis (common reed), 1481 nucleotides. RefSeq names its product ervatamin-B-like. The record is from RefSeq and is a predicted model, not a curated record. The transcript is spliced from 2 exons. Gene Ontology annotation, cellular component: lysosome. Gene Ontology annotation, molecular function: cysteine-type endopeptidase activity. Lineage: Eukaryota; Viridiplantae; Streptophyta; Magnoliopsida; Poales; Poaceae. Bases 231 to 1346 code for a protein of 371 amino acids.